Molecule: messenger RNA, 213 nt
Organism: Dicrocoelium dendriticum
Lineage: Eukaryota; Metazoa; Platyhelminthes; Trematoda; Plagiorchiida; Dicrocoeliidae
Source: the annotation of a GenBank genome assembly
AUGGACAGCACGAGCUUCUCAGGUGCUCAGCUAUAUGUGGAGCUGCCUCUUUGGGGAAGUAUGACGGAGAAGGAGGGGAUAGUGUGGCAGGAAAAGAGUCCCUUUUUGUGGCCGGACACGCUUACUAAACGUCCAAUGUCGCUCGUAUCAUCGAACAUAUUGCUUUUCGGUCUGUAUUCAUUCCUGGAUUUCUUUAAAUAUGCUGAUCCGUAA